GCGGCCGGGCGCGAGGCAGGAAGUGCUAUUUAGAGGCGGCGGAGGCAGCCAGGGGAGCUUGCGUCGGCAGCAGUGGCUCCUCAUCAAGAUGUCGAUCGAAAUCGAGUCCUCCGACGUGAUCCGUCUGAUCAUGCAAUACUUAAAGGAGAACAGCCUCCACCGAGCUCUCGCCACCCUUCAGGAAGAAACUACCGUAUCGCUCAACACUGUGGACAGUAUAGAGAGCUUCGUGGCAGAUAUAAACAGUGGACACUGGGACACGGUGCUGCAAGCUAUACAGUCACUGAAGCUGCCCGACAAGACCCUCAUUGAUCUGUACGAGCAGGUUGUGUUGGAGUUGAUUGAACUUCGGGAGCUUGGUGCUGCCAGGUCUCUUCUGAGACAAACAGAUCCCAUGAUCAUGCUAAAACAAACUCAGCCAGAGCGCUACAUCCAUCUUGAAAACCUUCUUGCGAGAUCCUACUUUGAUCCUCGUGAGGCAUACCCAGAUGGAAGUAGCAAAGAGAAGCGGAGAGCUGCUAUUGCACAAGCUCUAGCUGGAGAAGUCAGUGUGGUACCUCCAUCUCGUCUCAUGGCAUUGCUGGGGCAGGCGCUGAAGUGGCAGCAGCAUCAGGGCCUGCUUCCUCCUGGUAUGACAAUUGACUUGUUCAGAGGCAAAGCAGCUGUGAAAGAUGUAGAAGAAGAAAAGUUUCCCACACAGCUCAGCAGACACAUUAAGUUUGGGCAGAAGUCACAUGUGGAGUGUGCUCGGUUUUCCCCAGAUGGACAGUACCUGGUUACUGGCUCUGUUGAUGGUUUCAUUGAAGUUUGGAACUUCACUACUGGAAAAAUCAGGAAGGAUCUGAAGUACCAGGCGCAAGAUAAUUUUAUGAUGAUGGAUGAUGCAGUGUUGUGCAUGUGCUUCAGUAGAGAUACAGAAAUGCUGGCGACUGGAGCACAGGAUGGAAAGAUCAAGGUGUGGAAAAUCCAGAGUGGUCAGUGUCUGCGAAGAUUUGAACGAGCACAUAGUAAAGGUGUUACGUGCCUCAGUUUCUCUAAAGACAGCAGCCAGAUCCUCAGUGCUUCUUUUGAUCAGACAAUCAGGAUUCAUGGUUUAAAAUCUGGAAAGACUCUGAAGGAAUUCCGUGGUCAUUCUUCCUUUGUCAACGAGGCUACUUUCACCCAGGAUGGCCACUACAUCAUCAGUGCGUCCUCUGAUGGCACAGUGAAGGUUUGGAAUGUGAAGACAACCGAAUGCUCAAACACCUUCAAAUCUCUUGGCAGCACUGCUGGGACAGACAUUACUGUGAACAGUGUCAUUCUGCUGCCCAAAAACCCAGAGCACUUUGUGGUUUGCAACAGAUCCAACACAGUUGUCAUUAUGAACAUGCAAGGACAGAUUGUAAGAAGUUUCAGCUCUGGUAAGAGAGAAGGAGGUGACUUUGUCUGCUGCGCACUUUCGCCUCGUGGAGAGUGGAUCUACUGUGUGGGUGAAGAUUUUGUACUCUAUUGCUUCAGCACAGUGACUGGCAAGCUGGAGAGAACCCUGACUGUUCAUGAAAAAGAUGUCAUUGGCAUCGCUCAUCACCCCCACCAGAACCUCAUUGCCACCUACAGUGAAGAUGGCCUCCUCAAGCUCUGGAAGCCAUAGCUUGGCUUUAGAAGGAGCUGUGAAGCCUGCCUGUUGGUUGCAGGCUGGUGGUAUUUGUGCUUUUUAACAAGGUCUAAAUGCACAGUGUGUGAAAUUUUCCCAGUUUUCAGUUCAGUUUUCCAGAGGAUGACAUUCUUACUUACAACGUUAAGUAAAUUGUUGUUUAAAUGUUUUUACCAAAUUAUCUUCACUGCUAGUGGAGGUUUUGUUUUUCUAUCCCCUGAAGUCUGUACUCUUCUCUACAGUGCUUGUGAAAUUUGAAAGAGCUGGGAACUAGAUACACUUAGAAGUGGUUGCUGACUUCCUAGAAUACAGUGAAGUGUUGGGUUUUAAUUAGAGUUAAUUAUGUGGAACGGGAAAGCUGCCUUCUCUCUACUGCUGAAAAACACAUCCACUGUGUUCCUGGGUUGCAGAUGAGGCAGCUCUGUCCUCACUUUGAAGGCAGAGGCUUUCUUUUCUAGUCCCCUGGUUUUUGCUGUGUUGAAUUUUCACUGGGAUUUUCCCAAUUAUGCACAUUAAGUGUCACAGAGCUUCCUGGGAGCAAAACUUGGUAUUUCCCAUCUCCCAGGACUUCCUAUCUUAACAUGGUAGUGAAAUAGUAAUUGGGGAUUUUUGUUCUGUGUAAUUUUGUUUUGAGUUCUUGCUUCUUGGCUUUUUGUUUUCAUUUUCUUUUCUUAUGUUUUACUUUAUUUCCAGACUAAAAGGAAUCUUUACCUGGGCCUUCUUCCUAUAAGUGCAAAGUGUCCUCAGAUCAGCUUUGGCUGCAGCAUGCUACAGGGGAUCACUAUUUUAAAGCAUGCAAAGCUGGGUUAUGUGGGUAGAAUUCCUCUUGCUCUGAUACUACAUAGGCUGCAAUUGUAAUGGUGCUUCACACCCACCUCCACCUAGUUUUCCUCCAUACAGCUUACUGUGUUCCCAAAAGUUUUUAAUAAUUCUAUCUUAGUUUUUUUUUUAAAUUUCAUAUACCUGUGCCCCACACCAUGAGAAUGAAGAAGCUCUCAGUUCUUCAGCUUGGAACAGAUGGUGGUGACUCAGCUUGAGAUCCUGGGUCUUGUGAAUGGACACCAGAAUCUUACCGAGUUUGUAGGCUUUUUGUAGGAUGCAGAAAAAAAAUGUAAAAACACCUAGAUUUUUGUCUAUAAUGACAAGAGAAAUGCAUGCAGAUUUGAAUCCUCAAACUCCCUGUCCUUGUAACUUGUAGAAUGCUUUCCUGCCGUGGUAAUAUCUCAAAAACUUCUUUCUUUUGACUUAAUAAAAUUAGAACUAAUUUAAAUCACCUAAGGAUGAUUUCAUUUCAGCUGGAGGGCUUGGUCCUAGUGUAUUGACCUCUAUCACCACUUGCUUGAUCUGUGUUCAUACUGGUCUAAGGAGACGGAAACUCCCUUCAGCUUACAUCUCGCAGAGCACUGCUUGUUCACUACAACUAUUGUGUUCUGGUUUUAGCUGUAAUGCUUUAAUUCCUAAGGGGUUUUUUUGCUUUGUUUCUUUUUAAUUUCCUCAGAUAUGGCAAUAAAGUUUGUUUUAGAUAUUUAAAAAAA
Messenger RNA from Pogoniulus pusillus (Red-fronted tinkerbird), 3168 nucleotides. RefSeq names its product SMU1 DNA replication regulator and spliceosomal factor (gene SMU1). Gene Ontology annotation, molecular function: protein binding. The transcript has 12 exons. Gene Ontology annotation, biological process: mRNA splicing, via spliceosome. Gene Ontology annotation, cellular component: precatalytic spliceosome. The record is from RefSeq and is a predicted model, not a curated record. Lineage: Eukaryota; Metazoa; Chordata; Aves; Piciformes; Lybiidae. Bases 89 to 1630 code for a protein of 513 amino acids.